AUGGGCUCCAACGAUAUUGAAGAAGCCGAAAGUAGACCAGAAACUUCUGGAUGGUUGUUGAAAAAGAAGCGUAAAAAGAUGCAAGGUUGGGCUAAACGUUGGUUCGAGGUACAGGAUGGUGUGAUGUCUUAUUAUCAACGACCACAAGCUCCUUGUAGGGGCACAAUUCACAUUGAAUUAUCUGCGGUAUCGUCAAACCGACAAUUUCGCUCAAUAAAUAUGGACUCUGGAACGGCUACUUAUCAAUUGAAGGCCUUAACAGAUGAUGCAUUCGAUAAUUGGAUGACAGUUAUCAGAAAAUAUGUUAAACAAUCAAAAGAGCGUCAAUUAAUUGAUCCUGAUUAUCCAAAGACUUUGACAUCUCCUCGCCAAUCCGUGGACUUAAGCAAACGGCAAAAACGACAAAGUAUUUUUGAAAGACGGCAAAGUCUUUACAGAGGGGAUGCACAAAGUCUAUUUAGAAGAAGUCGAGUGGAUAACGAGGAAGAUGUCAUGAAAAUCUAUGAAGUAUUUAAUAACAUGGAUCAAAAUUUUCAAAGCAUAAAAGAACUAUUAGAAAUUCUCAAAAAUGCCACUGAACCUCCUUUCUCUCCUAAUCCGCAAACACGCUUACCGAACCACAAUGACGGAAAAUUUCGAUUAAAGAAGUUUCCCAUUCCCAUUUCGUUACAAAGAGCUGCAACAUUACCAGCUGAAAUUAGUUCAUCAAAUCAUUCUAAUAUAUCUACCGAGCAAAUAUACGAAAAACUAUAUGCGUUCUUUUCUGAUUUGAAAACUGAAAAAGAGCAAGUGUUGGAAUUAUUUAAAGCUGAGGCGGAGAAAUGGAAAAAGUUGGAUAUUGCAUAUCGUGUUACGCUCUCAGAGCAGGAAACUCGUCGUAAAGAGUCAUCAUCUGAUUCCAAUAUAAUUUCGGAUGAAAAGAGAAAAUCUGUGUUUAUUCAGGAUAAUGGAAUUAUUGAGAACUCGAAUCAUGCUGAAGUCAAGGAACAAAUUAAUGAACGUGAACGUGCACAAUCAUUAUCUUCAUUGACUGCUCAAGAUGUAUUUUUUGAUGCUGAAGAUAUUGUAUUAAGCGCUGACUCAUUCAAUGGAUGUAGUGAUGUUGAUACUUUUGAAGUAACAGAUGAGGAAAGCGAAGAUGAUGUCAUAUCAACUAAUGAUCACGAUGAGGAAGUUGUAAUUACUACCGACGAGGACCAUGCACUUACUAGAACAAUUAGUUUUCGUAGAAGAAAACACUUGCCUUCUCCUAUAUGUGGUGAUGAUGUUAGUCUUUUAUCUCUUCUUCGUAAAAAUGUCGGAAAAGAUCUAGCAACCAUCACAAUGCCUAUUUCUCUUAAUGAGCCAAUUAAUGUUCUUCAACGCAUGGCGGAAGAAUUAGAAUACAGUGAAUUGUUAGAUAAAGCCGCAGAAAAUGGUUUAUCAUUGACUCGAUUAAUGUAUGUGUCGGCCUUUGCUGUUUCUGGAUAUGCAUCAACUCAACAUCGGGUUGGUCGAAAACCUUUUAAUCCACUUCAUGGUGAAACAUACGAAUGCGUUCGGCCUGAUAAAGGCUUUAAAUUUAUUUCUGAGAAAGUCAGCCACCAUCCACCGAUUAUGGCUUGCCACGCCGAAUCCGCAGAUUGGAAAUUUUGGCAAGAUUCAAAAGUUAAAAGCAAAUUUUGGGGUAAAUCUAUGGAACUAAUACCGUCUGGAACUGUACAUGUGACAAUACCUAAAUAUGAUGAUCAUUUUACAUUUACAAAAAUUUCCACUUGGAUGCGUAACAUGAUAUCUAGCGCUAAGUACCUAGAACAUACCGGCGUAUUACGAAUUCAAAAUCAAACCACUGGUGAAGCUUGUGAAAUUACCUUUAAUCAAAGUGGGAUGUUUAGUAGUGGCCCUCAAAACGACAUAACAGGGAAAUUACUAUCAGCAAAUGGUAAAAAAGUUGGAACACUUAGUGGACGCUGGAAUGAAGCGAUAUUUUAUGAGAUUGGACCGAAUCAACUAGAAGUUCUCUGGAAAGCACAUCAACCGAUACCCGAUUACGAACAGUAUUACGGUUUUACACAGUUUACCAUCGAACUGAACGAGCUGACACCGGAUAUCGUUGAUUUCUUGCCUAGUACUGAUACGCGAUUUCGGCCAGAUCAAAGAUUGUUUGAGGAGGGAAAAGUUGCAGAGGCCGAACAAGAAAAAUCACGUCUUGAACAAAAACAACGAGAUUUCCGAAAACAUUUGGAAAAGAUUGGGCAGGAAUGGAAGCCACAGUGGUUUAAAUUAGUGAAUGAUGAGUGGGUUUAUAAUGGUGGAUAUUUUGAGACGCGUGGGAAAAAGGCGUUCGAGAAAAAAAUCGAUUUAUGGUAA
Ambispora gerdemannii is the source of this 2349-nucleotide messenger RNA. NCBI's taxonomy places the organism in Eukaryota, Fungi, Glomeromycota, Glomeromycetes, Archaeosporales, Ambisporaceae. The record is from the annotation of a GenBank genome assembly.